AUGGAACCGACAGUGGCGCCCGGAGAGGUGCUCAUGAGCCAGGCCAUCCAGCCGGCUCAUGCAGACUCCCGCGGAGAGCUGAGUGCAGGGCAACUGCUCAAGUGGAUGGACACUACCGCCUGCCUGGCUGCUGAAAAACAUGCCGGGAUUUCCUGUGUCACCGCCUCAAUGGAUGACAUUCUAUUUGAGGACACAGCUAGAAUUGGACAAAUUAUCACCAUCCGAGCAAAAGUGACUAGAGCAUUCAGCACAAGCAUGGAGAUCAGUAUCAAGGUCAUAGUACAGGACAAGUUCACUGGCCUUGAGAAGCUCCUCUGUGUGGCUUUCUCUACAUUUGUAGUUAAACCAGUUGGAAAAGAAAAGGUCCAUUUAAAACCUGUCAUGCUACAAACUGAGCAAGAGCAAAUAGAACAUACUCUGGCUUCAGAGAGAAGGAAAGUUCGAUUACAGCAUGAGAGCAUGUUCAACAACAUCAUGAAGGAAAGCAGCAGGUUUGAUGAUCCCAUUUACAAUGAUGAAGAAGGAACAGCCACCACCAUGGGCACCUCCGUUCAGAGCAUUGAACUCGUUCUCCCACCCCAUGCAAACCAUCACGGAAACACAUUUGGCGGGCAGAUUAUGGCAUGGAUGGAGACAGUAGCAACCAUUUCUGCAAGCCGCCUCUGUCAUGGGCAUCCCUUUCUGAAGUCUGUGGAUAUGUUUAAAUUCCGGGGACCAUCCACAGUUGGGGACCGCCUUGUCUUCAAUGCCAUAGUCAACAACACAUUUCAGAACAGUGUGGAAGUUGGCGUGCGUGUUGAGGCCUUUGACUGUCAGGAGUGGGCCGAGGGCCGAGGCCGCCACAUCAACAGUGCUUUUCUCAUUUACAAUGCUGUUGAUGAUCAGGAGGACGUCAUCACCUUCCCCAGAAUCCAACCCAUAUCAAAGGAUGAUGUUCGACGUUAUCAGGGAGCUAUCGCAAGGAGGAGAAUUCGCCUAGGCAGGAAAUAUGUUAUUUCCCAUAAAAAAGAAGUUCCACUCAGCACACAAUGGGAUGUAAGCAAAAAGGGAUCCCUAAGUAACACCAAUGUGGAGGCUCUCAAAAAUCUGGCAUCCAAAAGUGGCUGGGAAGUUACCACCACAUUGGACAAGAUAAAAAUAUAUACCCUGGAAGAGCAAGAUGCCAUAUCUGUUAAGGUUGAAAAGUGUGUUAGCAGCCCAGCACACACAGCUUAUCAUCUCUUGUCUGACUUCACAAAUCGACCUUUGUGGGACCCCCAUUACAUAACCUGUGAUGUCGUGGACCAGGUGAGUGAGGAUGAUCUGAUAUAUUACGUCACCUGUUCUGUGGCAAAUGGAGAUAAACCCAAAGACUUCGUAGUACUUGUGUCACGAAGAAAGCCUCUCAAAGAUGAUAACACUUACACUGUGGCAAUGAAGUCAGUUUCCCUGCCAUCCAUCCCUCCAUCUCCACAGUACAUCAGAAGCGAGGUCAUAUGUGCUGGGUUUCUCAUCCAGGCUAUCAACAGCAGUUCAUGCACUGUAUCAUACCUGAAUCAGAUGUCAGACAGCAUCCUCCCUUACUUUGCUGGCAAUAUUGGUGGCUGGUCAAAAUCCAUUGAGGAAGCUGCAGCUGCUUGUAUAAAGUUCAUAGAGAAUGCUGCUCAUGAUGGACUUAAAAGUGUGUUAUAAAUGGUCACCUCUCAAUUACUGUAAUUUAA
Messenger RNA from Cricetulus griseus (Chinese hamster), 1700 nucleotides. NCBI's taxonomy places the organism in Eukaryota, Metazoa, Chordata, Mammalia, Rodentia, Cricetidae. The record is from RefSeq and is a predicted model, not a curated record.